GUCACUUUGGUCCCUGAGUUUUGCUGAGAGGCUAUACGGGUUAGGUGGAGAUGGGCAUGAAUGGAAGCAGGGAGCGAGGCAGGACAACAAGAUAUUGGCUCUGGCUGAGUUGUUGGUGGCUUGGCUAUGGGUCAGAUUGACUGCUUGCUGACAGAUUGGCUGGAUAUGAAGUUGCGACUACCAAAACCUGUUUUUAGAGACCCGAAACCCUCCAGCCGGGCGCGCCAUCGUGUGCUUUCUUUGUGUGCUUCCCGGACUCACCAAUCCCGGCCGCCAAGCCCAGGUACAAAGCGGUCCGACCGCGCCGCUCUCCUACCCCGCACGCGCUCCGGCCUCGGCUUCCCAACUCUGUUCCGUCGGGAGUUGGCAGGAUGAUUGCCUCACAUCUGCUCGCCUACUUCUUUACGGAGCUCAACCACGACCAAGUGCAGAAGGUUGACCAGUAUCUCUACCACAUGCGUCUUUCUGAUGAAACCCUUCUGGAGGUUGCUAAGCGGUUUCGCAAGGAGAUGGAGAAAGGGCUUGGAGCCACCACUCACCCCACGGCUUCAGUGAAAAUGCUGCCUACCUUUGUGAGGUCUACUCCGGAUGGGACAGAACAUGGAGAGUUCCUGGCUCUGGACCUGGGAGGGACCAACUUCCGUGUGCUUUGGGUGAGAGUAACAGACAAUGGACUCCAGAAGGUUGAGAUGGAGAACCAGAUCUAUGCCAUCCCCGAGGACAUCAUGCGAGGCAGUGGCACCCAGCUGUUUGAUCACAUUGCUGAAUGCCUGGCCAACUUCAUGGAUAAGCUACAAAUCAAAGAAAAGAAGCUCCCUUUGGGUUUUACCUUCUCAUUCCCCUGCGUCCAAACAAAACUGGAUGAGAGUUUCCUGGUCUCGUGGACCAAGGGGUUCAAGUCCAGCGGUGUGGAAGGGAAAGAUGUGGUUACUCUGAUCCGGAAGGCCAUCCAGAGGAGAGGGGACUUUGAUAUCGACAUUGUGGCUGUGGUGAAUGACACCGUUGGGACCAUGAUGACCUGUGGCUAUGACGACCAGAACUGUGAGAUUGGUCUCAUUGUGGGCACGGGCAGCAACGCUUGCUACAUGGAAGAGAUGCGCCACAUCGACACGGUGGAGGGCGAUGAGGGCCGGAUGUGUAUCAAUAUGGAGUGGGGGGCCUUUGGGGAUGACGGCGCGCUUGAUGACAUCCGUACGGAGUUUGAUCAGGAGAUCGACAUGGGCUCUCUGAACCCCGGGAAGCAACUAUUUGAGAAGAUGAUCAGUGGAAUGUACAUGGGGGAACUGGUGAGGCUUAUCCUAGUGAAGAUGGCCAAGGAGGAGCUGCUUUUUGGGGGGAAGCUCAGCCCUGAGCUUCUUGCCACAGGCCAUUUUGAGACCAAAGAUGUUUCAGAUAUUGAAGGGGAGAAGGAUGGCAUCCGGAAGGCCCGUGAGAUCCUGGUGCGGCUGGGCCUGGACCCGACACAUGAGGACUGCGUGGCCACUCAUCGGGUCUGCCAGAUCGUGUCCACACGCUCAGCCAGCCUGUGCGCUGCCACGCUGGCGGCCGUGCUGCGGCGCAUCAAGGAGAACAAGGGCGUGGACCGGCUGCGCUCGACUGUUGGGGUCGACGGCUCCGUCUACAAGAAGCACCCCCAUUUUGCCAAGCGUCUUCACAAGACCGUGCGGCGCCUGGUGCCCGACUGUGACGUCCGCUUCCUCCGCUCUGAGGAUGGCAGCGGCAAGGGGGCCGCCAUGGUGACGGCGGUGGCCUAUCGACUGGCCGACCAGCACCGGGCCCGCCAGAAGACCCUGGAGUCUCUGAAGCUGAACCGUGAGCAGCUGCUGGAGGUCAAGAGGAGGAUGAAGAUAGAGAUGGAGCGAGGUCUGAGCAAGGAGACUCACGCCAUUGCUCCUGUCAAGAUGCUGCCCACCUACGUGUGUGCCACCCCUGAUGGCACAGAGAAAGGAGACUUCCUGGCCUUGGACCUUGGGGGUACCAAUUUCCGGGUGCUGCUGGUGCGUGUCCGGAACGGGAAGCGACGCGGAGUGGAGAUGCACAACAAGAUCUACUCUAUCCCGCAGGAGGUCAUGCACGGCACGGGGGAUGAGCUCUUUGACCACAUCGUCCAGUGCAUUGCGGACUUCCUGGAGUACAUGGGCAUGAAGGGUGUGUCCCUGCCUCUAGGUUUCACUUUCUCCUUCCCCUGCCAGCAGAACAGCCUGGACGAG
Molecule: messenger RNA, 2210 nt
Organism: Odocoileus virginianus texanus
Lineage: Eukaryota; Metazoa; Chordata; Mammalia; Artiodactyla; Cervidae
Source: RefSeq, a predicted model, not a curated record